GCGAUGCGCCGGGCGCUCCUGGCGCUGCUGCUCGGCACCGCCGCCCUCGGGGUCACCGCCGAACCCCACUGCCCCGUAACGGGAACCGCACCGCCACGGCGAGGGGGGGACACGGCCCCAAAGAGAGUGAAGCGCUUCGCAGCGGUGCAGCGCCACGUGGAGCUGCUGGUGGUGGCCGAUGCAGCCAUGGCACAGUUCCAUGGCACCGAGUUGCAGCCGUACCUCCUGACGGUGUUGGCUGCAGCUGCCAGGACCUUCCAGCACGGCAGCCUGGGUGCUGAGGUGCACCUGAAGGUGACGAGGCUCCUGGUUUUGGGACCCGGCGCCCCAGGGCCGCCCGUCACCUCCAACGCCGCCCAAACGCUGCGUGACUUCUGCCGGUGGCAGAAGGACCUCAAUGUCCCCGACGAGGACAGUCCCCUCCAUUUCGACGUCGCCGUCCUCUUCACCCGGCAGGACCUGUGUGGGGCGGCCACGUGCGACACGCUGGGGAUGGCUGACGUGGGCACCGCCUGCGACCCCGAGCGGAGCUGUGCCAUCGUGGAGGACGAUGGGCUGCAGUCGGCUUUCACAGUUGCACACGAGCUGGGCCACGUUCUCAGCAUGCCGCACGACGACUCGCAGCGCUGCGUGGAGCUCAACGGCCCCGCCGGCUCCUCGCGCCGCGUGAUGGCGCCGGUGCUGGGUUCGGUGCCGCCGGGCGAGAUGUGGUCCCCGUGCAGCGCCCGCUUCCUCACCGACUUCCUGGACGACGGCCACGGUCGCUGCCUUUCGGACAAACCCACCGAGUGGCUCCGGCUGCCGGCGGCGCUGCCCGGCGCGGUGUAUCCGGCGGAUCGGCAAUGCCAGCUGGCGUUCGGCCCCGAGUCGCGGCACUGCGGGGACGUGCGGCCGCCCUGCGCCGCUCUGUGGUGCAGCGGCCUCGUCGGAGGGAGAGCGGUUUGCCAAAGCAAGCAUUUCCCGUGGGCUGACGGCACGCCGUGCGCGCCGGGACGGGCGUGCGCCAGCGGGGAGUGCGUGGACACGGGCACCAUGGAGCGGCUGCGGAUCCCCGUGGACGGCGCCUGGGGGCCGUGGGCUCCGUGGAGCGCCUGUUCCCGCAGCUGCGGCGGCGGCGUCAGCUCCUCGCACCGCUUCUGCUCCCGGCCCGCGCCGCUCAACGGCGGCCGCUUCUGCCGCGGGGAGCGACUCCGCUUCCGCUCCUGCAAGGCGCAGGAUUGCCCCGGCCGCAGCGCCCCCGCCGCGUUCCGGGAGGAGCAAUGCGCAGCCUACAACCACCGCGUCGUUUCGGCGGCGCUGCCGGCGGUGGCCGAUUGGGAGCCUCGGUACGGCGGCGUGGCCGAGGAGGACCGCUGCAAACUGACGUGCCAGUCCCGCAGCCUGGGCGUUUACCACGUGCUGCGGCCGCGGGUCGCGGACGGGACGCCGUGCUCGGCGGAGGGCGGCGGCGUUUGCGUCAGGGGCCGCUGCGUCCCCACCGGCUGCGACCGCGUCAUCGGCUCCAAGAAGAAGUUCGACAAAUGCAUGCGGUGCGGCGGCGACGGCUCCGGCUGCACCAAGGUGUCCGGCUCCUUCGCCGCGCCCCGGUGAGCGCGCAGGGCGUGGGGGCACCCAUGGGUGCGCGGGGCCCCUCCGACCCCGCAGAAGCCCCCGUUGCUCCUUCCAGCCCCGCGUCUGCGCCCUCCUCACAACUCCCCACCCUCUCCAUCUCUUCUCCUGUCCC
Lagopus leucura (white-tailed ptarmigan) is the source of this 1723-nucleotide messenger RNA. It is a transcript of the gene ADAMTS4, whose product is annotated as ADAM metallopeptidase with thrombospondin type 1 motif 4. Gene Ontology annotation, biological process: extracellular matrix organization; proteolysis. Bases 4 to 1590 code for a protein of 528 amino acids. The record is from RefSeq and is a predicted model, not a curated record. The transcript has 8 exons. Gene Ontology annotation, cellular component: extracellular matrix. Gene Ontology annotation, molecular function: metalloendopeptidase activity. Lineage: Eukaryota; Metazoa; Chordata; Aves; Galliformes; Phasianidae.